CCCCUCCAGUAGAGACGGCAAGAAGUUUCAGCGCAGUUCAACUGCGGCCGCGGCUGUAUGAUGUGCUCUGUGAUUGUCUAAAGUAGACGAUAUCAAUAACAUGACCCGAAAAACUUGCUAUCGGUUUCCUCACUCUGCUCGGAAUAAUUCAGUGCUCUGGAGGGAUUUAAUAAAUGGACUCUAACGGGCAGCUGAACUUCAAUUAAUCGUUGCCCUCCGCCCGGUGUCAAACGAAUGGCAAACGUGAAAGUCGCGAUUCGAGUCCGUCCGCUGAACUCCAGGGAGAGUCUGGAUGGAGGACGAUUAGCUGUACAAGUGGAAGACAAAGUGGUGAGGGUCCGAAAUGUGAAGUUGGAGGGGCGUUUGGACAGGCGAUCAGAAGGUUUGCCUGACUCCAGGGAGAAGUUUAUGGAGUUUGGGUUUGAUUUCUGCUACUGGUCCGGGGAUCCAGCGGCUCCCAACUAUGCGUCACAAGAGGAGGUGUUUCAAGACCUGGGUGUGUGUGUCCUGUCUGGAGCUUCAGAGGGGUAUAACGUGUGUCUGUUUGCGUAUGGACAGACGGGCUCAGGGAAAACUUACACCAUGAUGGGCACUCCAGACUCCAUUGGACUGGCACCAAGGAUCUGUCAAGGUCUUUUUAGGUCUGGAGUUGAGUCUGCAGAUGGACAGAGCUGUAGAGUUGAAAUAAGUUUUUUAGAGAUCUAUAAUGAGCGUGUGCGUGAUCUGCUGAGAGGGGCGGAGCAGAAGAAGCCAGCACCCCUGAGGGUUCGAGAACACCCAGAGAAGGGGCCCUAUGUGCAGGGUCUCUCUCAGCAUGUAGUGACUGACUACAAACAAGCAGUGGAUCUGCUUGAGGAGGGCAUCGCUAACCGCAUCACAGCCGCUACACAUGUCCAUGACGCUAGCAGUAGAUCUCAUGCCAUCUUUACCAUUCAAUACACACAGGCUAUUCUGGAAAAUAACCUUCCCUCGGAAAUAGUGAGCAAGAUCAACUUGGUGGACCUGGCUGGCAGUGAACGAGCCGACCCUCAAUACUGCAGAGACAGAAUAACAGAAGGCGCCAACAUCAACAAAUCUCUUGUCACCCUUGGCAUCGUCAUCUCCGCUCUUGCCCAGAACUCUCAGAUGUUCAGCAGCAGUCAGAGCAUUAACAGUGUGCUCAGUGAGGGUGAAGGGAGCACUGUGGGUAGUCAGUCCAGCUCUCUGUCAGGCAGCGGGCGCAGACAAUGCUUCAUUCCCUACAGGGACUCUGUCCUCACCUGGCUUCUCAAAGACAGUCUGGGCGGCAACUCCAAAACCAUCAUGAUUGCAACUGUCUCACCAUCCAGCAGCAGCUACAACGAGACUCUGAGCACCCUCCGCUAUGCAGCUCACGCCAGGAACAUCGUCAACAAGCCAAGAGUCAAUGAGGAUGCCAAUGUGAGGUUGAUCAGAGAACUGCGAGAGGAAAUUGAUCGUCUGAAGAGCAUGCUGCUCAGCUUUGAAAUGCAAAGGAAUCCCAGUCCAUCUCUCAGUGAUGAGAAAGAAGGUAGCUUGUCUGAUAUAGUCCUACAGAAUGAACUGAAGGUGGAGCAGCUGACUAAGGACUGGUCUGACAGUUGGCGUGAUAAGCGAGCCCUGUUGGAGCGCUACAGUGUGGACAUUAAUCAGGACAGAGCAGGAGUUCUCAUUCACUCGCUCUUGCCCCACCUCAUCGCUCUAGAGCCAGACGUCCUCAGCACAGGGGUCACCAUCUACCACCUUCGGGAAGGGGUAACAAGAAUCGGGCCUCAGGAUGACAAUCUGGAAGAGCCUCACAUAGUCUUGCCAGAAGGUUCCUCCUGCGAGAUUGAGAAUAAGAGUGGGGUGGUGACUCUGAAGCCGGUCUCAGGGAACAUCUGCAUAGUCAAUGAAAGAGAGAUCAAUGAGCCCUGCAGACUUGCACAAGGUGCAGUGAUUACCUUAGGAGGACUCCAUAAGUUCAGGUUCAACCACCCUGCAGAGGCAGCUAUUCUGAGGGAGAGAAGACGGACCAGUGAUGGAGGUCUGGUCAACAACUCUACAGAGCUCAACUCAUCCAGUUCUGAUUUAAGGGUUGCAGAAGCAGGUUGUCAUGAGAACGGCAAUGGGACGGCUCCCAGACAGCGACUAGAGGAGCAGCAGUGGUACAUAGAGUGUUUACGAGAGGAGAUUCAGAUGGAGCAGAAAAGAGCGGAGAGAGAUCUGGAAAGAGAGCAGGCACGUCUCCGACAGCAGCACACUGAGAUCAAGCAGUGGAUCGUGCAGGAAAAGCAACGGCUUGAAGCCCACAGGGAAAAGGGAACAUUGGAGUCAGGGGUUCAGACAGAUCUCAUACUUCAUAGUGGAUUAUCAAGUCAGAUGAUGAAGGAGAAAGGCAGUGCUGAAAGAGUCCCACCAUCACCUUUAAUGGGUGACAGGAAAAGAGUGGUGCAGGAGGAGCUGCUGAAGCACCAUGCAUUGCGCAGAGCUGAGAACCGUGUGCGCCGCAAAAGGUUACAUUACCAACUGGAGAAGAUUGCACGAAAGCGCCAUCUGUUGGAGGCGAAGCGAGUGCUGCAAAGGCUAGAAAAUGAGCUUCUACAAGGGGGCGAUGAAGCCUCAUCUCCAUACCUGGGCUACUCCUCAAAGUCCAGGGGACGUCCAAUGACUUUACGAAGGCAUUCAUUUUCUGCUGAUCUGCUGUCCCGACUGUACCCCCAGCACACUCCUAUUUGCAGCCAGUUCCUCAAAAGGAAUAGAUCUUCUGAGUUUACAGUGUCUCUAUCUGGCUUUGCUUGUGCCACUAAAUGGGAAUCAGAUGAAUGUCUCCGAGAUCAAAAGAUUAGAAGACGUUCAAAUACAAUGCCCUCAAGAUAUGAUCAAGGAUCCUCAAGUUUGGCCAGUUUUUCUGACAGCAUCAAAAGUACCAUAAAAGAUGCAAGUUCAACUGAUGCUACAAAAUUAAAAACUGCCUCCUCUAAGUUGAUAGUCAAGAACAGCACAAGUGUCCAAGACAAGAAUUGUCUGGACUCGAACACCAAAGCCACUAGAAAAGUAUUACCAAUAAUAAAACAGAAAACUUCUGUGAAGGGAACAAAGACUCUGUCUCAAGGUGGAAAUAAAGGUUUAGAGACCAUACGCAAGGUUUUUUCCCACUCCGUUGGCUCUGGGUUCAGAAGUGCUUUGGCAAAAGUUUUCCGCAAGCCACCAUCAGGCUCACGGCGACAUAGAAGUGUAAAAUCUGUGAAUAAAACGAUAAGUCAGCUUAAUGAGAAAUCAAACAAAAACAAGACUGUGAAAGACUUUGAGCAAAAACAGGAAAAGUGCCCUAUCAAGCCGACAAUGUCUUAUGAAAGUUUGGAGCAGCUUAACUCACUAAAACAUAAGCAACAGAGACAAUGGCGUAGUGCAGAAGUUCUAACGAGUACCAAGCAAUGGGUUGCAGUGCAAAAAGAAACAGCUGGAUGGGUGGAACAUGGUGGUUGGGAGGAUCCGAACGGAUCUUCAGAUUGUGAUAGUAUCUUCUCAUUGGAUUCACUGUCAUCAGCUUAUGCUACAGCUCUGGCUGAGCAACUUCAGCAGGAGGAAUGUGAUUCCAGUGACGCUGAGUGUGAAGACAGUCAGAUGUCUCAAGAUUCUCUUGUUAUGGAGAGCAGUGGGAAGCAUGUGACUGCCAGACCAAUGCUGAGGUUUAAAAAAGUUUCAAGCCACUUAACCACCCCUACAAUACCGGCUUCAUGCAGCUCUCAGGCAAUUGGCAAUAAAGAGCAGAUGAGAAUAUCCAAAGAUGUACCUGCAGAGGUUUUCUGGAGCCUUAAUGGUAGUCAGAAGUUGAAAACGGAGAAUGGCCAAGGCAUGGCUAGAGAGCCUUCACACAUCUCUUGUCUAGCAUCUAAAUCAAGACCUUGUAGUGGUGCAAGUAUGAGAGAGACAGAGAAUCUACUUGCUCUUACUGAUGCUUGGUCAUCUACUGAUGCAGCAGACAGUCCCAGAAUCAUCAGGGCUUCAGGACACUUGAUCAAACAGGAUCCACACACACUAAUAGAGAGCAGUAGAUGCCAAAGCUCUACAAGCCUGGAUCUAUCAGACAACAUGAAUGCCUCAGAAAGCCAGAGCUCACCUCGUUCUGACUCCACUCAGGAUGGAAAUACAACACUUGAAGAACAAAACGACACAUCCUUUGAAAAUACCCUGUUGUUAGAGAAUGAUCUCAGUUUUAUCCCAGGGCAGGAGAGCUAUUUUAAUGAACUGACUACCAAUGCAGGACCAUGUACAACUCACACAGUCUGCGACUCUACAGACUCUUCAGAUGGGGAAGCAGACCCAAAUACCCCAACCACUGAAUAUGAACCACUGAAUCCCACUGUGACUGAAGCAUUGCUGAUCAACUCUUGUUCCAAAGAUGGUGAGAUCUCAAUAAAUACCACUUGCUUCCCAGUUAACUCUAGUAGGGAAGAUUUACAUGUUAGAGAGGAGCCAUCAUCAUCCCCAGUGUACCCUGAGGAUUGUUCUCUGAAGUCAAACUUAAACCUGACAGCAGGUUAUCAGGCUUCAACAUGUGACAAUGCAGAAGAUCCAGAAGUUAAAAACUCUAAAACAGCACAGAUUCUAAAUGAAUCACACAACAAUGCAAGCAUUGCCAAUGGCAAAACCAUUGAACACUGUGAUGAAAAAAAGAAGUACUUCUAUACAAAACAGUGCACAGAAAUGGCUUGCACAACAGAUACCAAAGAUUAUGCAUUGACAAUCGAACAAUCAGACAAGCAUGGCGGAGAAGUUAAUAGAUUUGUCAGAAAUGGCGAACACUUUGGUGUACAGUUGGAGAAUGAGCCAGUCAUUGGAGCAUGCAAAAUGAAAGACCCUCAUGCAGGCUUUGUGGGAAAUAUGAAGCUUCCAAAGAAAAGUUAUGAAUAUGUUUCAGACACCGAGACAGCACUUUUAAAUAUGGAUCAGGAACUGUCAUCUGCUUGUUCAACAACCAAUGCAGAACCUGUAAAAAAUAGAUCUCUUUUGAAAAACUGGCUAACACCUGAUAUGAUGGAAAACACUGAUCAAGAAAUAAAAAAAAUUAACAAAAAAAUAAAAAAUGCACCAUUAGCCAGUGAUGAUCACAAGACUUUAAUCAGCAAAGAUCACGUUAAUACUUUUAGAAAUGACAGUAGUGUAUGUGAUAGUGGGCUGACACAAACAAAUUGUACUUGCCUGAAAUCCACUAGGAGUGCAGAGAUUAAAAACACUAUUGACAACAGUACAGAGGAUAGAAAAUAUGCAGGCCAGAUUGCGGAAAGAAAGGCCGAUAACCGAUAUUUUCAGAUGAGCGACUCAGCAAUUAAUGAUAAAAUAUCAGAGGUGGUGAAAGAACAUUUUAUGAUGUCUCUAAGAGAAGACUACAGUGAAGAUCAAGAGCCAAACACAAAGAAAGAAAAUACUUCUUCAGCUAAACUUGAUCACUUGAAGUCCAAAACAAACAAACAUGAAUUUAAUUACAAAAGUAGUCAGGCUGGACAUGGUGAGAAUAAUAGUUCCCAGACUUUCUCAUGUAUGUCAAAAUCAGAGAUUCAUACAGACAACUCUACUGUGCACUUGGAUAACGGCAAUGCACAAACAGAAUCAAGACAUUCUUUGACUUUAAAGGACCACACAAUCUUGAACUCCAGUGGCACAGAAGAGCAUAUUGUAAGGAUGAAAGAGAAGAAAGUUGAACAAGAAAGUCCAAAAUGUGGAUAUGUCAGUGAUAACAUGGAAUCAGUACUAUACUGCACUAUACAGGAACAGAGCACAGAUAAACUAAAAACAAGUGAAUCAGUGGUAUCGUGUGUCAAAGAAACUAUUGUUGAUGUGAAUAGAUCAAAAGAGAACAUUAUUGUCUGCACCCAACUGAGAAAGGAGUAUGUUGAUGCUUCAAACCCUGUUCAAAUGAAAGAUUGCAUCAGCGAAGGGGAUUUAGAGGGUGGUAGAGUCACAGUAUUAAAACCACUGCUUCCCUGCAUGUUUGCACAUGAUACUUUAUCUCUUAAGCUGACAAAUGGGUUGGAGAAAGUUCAGAAAGUAAAUCACUGCUUGCACCAGAAUGCACAGGUAGUUGACAACAAAACAAAACUAAAUGAAAGUGCACUGAUCUCUAAGGAAAUGCACAAUUGUGAUGAUAAACCACUAACCUAUGGACAUUCAAGACUUCUGAAUGAAACUUUGUGCUCACCAAGUGAAAACUGUCUUAUGAAGGUCUCAACUCCAGGAAAGUCCAGUAAAUGCAGCAUUCCUCAGGUGUUAUUGUCCUCUGACGCAACAGUGAAACAUACUGUCUCAGGUAUACACUCUGAAUAUGUAGCUGAUACUUUUCAGCAAACCAUGGAGGCACAAAAUAAAAAGACAUGUUCAUAUAACUCUUCAGUAUCAAGUAUGGAAGAUUACCACUCAACAGUGGAUGGCAGUUACCCAAUUCCUGAAGCCCUGCCUUUAAGCAAUCUUGCAUUUUAUGAAUUUGGUCCAGGAAAUCUUGGAAAACAUAAUGGUUGUGUCAGCCAAGAUGAAACUGCCACUAUCAGUAGUAAUUGUGAUAAAGACAAAGAAAGACAUGUGGAGCACAUACUCAGCGGUUACUCUAAAGAUUUAAGAAAAGACGCCACCAUUUCAGAUUUAAGCCAGGCACCACAAAGAACACAAAUGCACAAUUUGCUUAAAACCUGUGAAACUGGAAAAAUCAACAAGGAUCAGUCAAUCUACACAAGUAAUCAAAUGGAAAUGGUGGUUACAUCUCAGUAUAAUGAUGGCAGCAUCAAAGGAAUGCAAAGUUGUGAUAAACAACAACUGAAAAAUCAAGAGCCAAACAUGCCUAAAAAUCACCAGUCAACUUGUAUGCAAAAAAGAGAGCCUGAUAAAUCUGUUGAGGUAUAUCGCAAUGCAAAACAAACUCAUUGCAGUCAAAAUACAAAGGAAUAUUAUAAUAACACAUGUAAAUCUACAGACAGAGCAGAACAUGUCACAGCAGCGAAUGCUACAAAACAUUUUGUUGGCAAUGGUAAUGAUGACAGACGGAAAGGAAAACAAAAGCGAUACAGAAAGGCCCACUUUAUAGCACCUCCAAGUUCAUCCACUGAUUCUGCACCCGAUUUAUCUUUGGAUGAAAGUACCACAUCUAAAGGUCAUGUGUCUCGUACCAAACCUGCUUCUCAAGCAAACCUGCUUCCUACCGGUCAAAAUGCUCUUGGCAAAUACAAAAGUUCUCCACUUGAUGAACAAAGCAUUCCUUUACCUUCAGCAAUUAGUCCAAGAUCAUUAGAAGUACAAUCAGGACAGAGAUACACCCAGCAGCCUAGACAGAUACUUACCAUACGCAGCGAAGCUGGGAUUGAGACCGUUGCAUGUCAACAAGAUCAUGGUUCUACUGAAGAAAUGCCAAAGAUAGAGAUGACAGAAUCAAAGGGUGAUAAAGACAUUACUUUAAGGAAGAAUGCUUCUUCCGAGGAUAUUUCAGUUUGUGUGGAAGACCACGCUCAGCCAUUUGAGGAGACUGUCCCACAGACAAGAGAUUCUGCAAUGCAUUUUGCUUCAAGUGAUAUUAACCCAUUUAUUCAUUCAAGAACUACUGUGGCGGUUAACACAGCAGUCCACAAAAAGCAGGCCUUUGGAAGUGCAGCCAAUUUAUCCUGCAAACACUCUCCACUCAAUAGUUCCAACAAGAAUAUGACAAGGUGCUGUAGUGUAGACAAUGGCCUAAAUAUUCAGGACUCCCCUUUCAGUUCCCAUUUGAGCGCAUAUGUAAUUCAUAAAGGCCUCUCUAGCACACUGAGUAGUAAUGAAUAUUCUAGAGAUCAAAUUUCUUCUGAACCUUUGCUGAAGGCAGCUUCCUGUUCCUCUAGCAGUUCAAAUAAGCAGACCCUAACAGCUUUGAAAUGUGACUCUUACAAUGGUGCUUCAGGUCAAGUUGACGAAAUAGUGCUGGUCUACUCCUCUGAGUAUGAAUCUCAGGAACAUCCGAGUCCAAGCAGGUGUGAUCAAGGCACACAAACCAUUGAGGUUAAUAAGGACCUUAAAAGGAAGAGCCGUCACAGAAGAAGCAGCACCCAGACACCAGUGUCCAAACCAGGGAAUGGUGCCCCAACCACGUGGACAAGUCUGCAGAACAUGUCUGAACAUCUCUCUGACCUGAUACACAACACCUCUGAUCUUCUGGGGAACAUACAGUGUAUGCGAACAGGGGAAAAGCCACCAAAAUAUGACCAGCCUAAACACUGUUUCCAGGUUUCAUCUGGCAGUAACUACAAGAGGGACUGUUGUACACAAACUUCACUGGACAUUGGGGUCCAGACAGAGAACGCUCCAAGGUCAACAAAUGCUACAGCCCAUGAAGUAAAUGUUAUUGUUAAAGUCAUUGGCUCAGAUAUUUGUAAUGUGUCCCAGCUUGAUGGUGAUGCCAAGAUUUUGAAGAAUAAAUGUGAAAGUGAACAGUCCUAUGAAAGGAUUAAAAGCCUGCCUGAUUUACGUCCCAAAAGUUCAAAGGUGACUGAGAGUCAAGAUUUUCUGAUUCCUCCCCAAAAGGUUCUGUCACUAGAGACUCUUGUGCCAAAUCAGGAUGCUCCCACUUUGGAAGCAUUUGAAGGAAACACAGUAGAUAAUUCCUGUAAGAAGUCUUCAUCCAGCUACCUUGGAGCAAAACGCUCGCAUAUGAAGCAAGAGGAGAAGCAGACUUGUCAUAGAAAUGCAGACCUAAGGAAUUGCUUUAAUAAACAAAUUAUGCUUAUGGACCGUGCAUGCUCCCCUAUUCUUACAGUGAAGGCUGCAAGAUACACCCAGCAAAGACAAGUAAAAACAACCCAUGCUUCAACAAACCAUAAAACCGAGGGACAAGAGAAUCAGUACUCAAAUGUAUACAAUGUGCCAUUGAAAGGUCAUAAAAUGGCCAACCAUGAGAAUAAGGUACUAGAUCAGGAGAACCUUUGUAUCCUUCACAGUAAAAAUGCAAGAACAGCAUCUACAUCAGCGUCAUCUGUGACCUAUGAAAACCUGAGUGACCUUAGUUGUCCAAAUCUAGGUGGAUCUGAUGACUUCUCAAAUAGCAUCUGUCCCCGCAGCAAAUGCAUGAAAAAUGAGAGGAAUGAAUAUUCUCAUGAAGUUGAAGACAGGGUAAUAAGUAAACCCAACCAUUCCCCAACUCAGCCACAAAGAAUGUCCCUCUCCCCUCCAAGCAGUACCAUUGGUGUCCAACGUGCAUCCUCCUCCGAUAACGUCAGACAAUCUAAAAUGGAAAACGUAGAAAGACCUCAUUUUUUAACUGUGAACAGUCAUUUGAGUCACAGAUCUUCCGAGUAUGUAAUAAAGAGUUGGGAUCAUUCAAAACAAAGUACUGUGCAACAGCAGGAAGAUGACGUGAUGUCUCUGGUGCCAAGCGAGUGCAACACAGAUGUUCUGGUCAGCAUCAAUCCUCUGGCAGAAUCCAGCACACUCAAAGAACAUCAGUGGAUCCCUAAUGUUCUGCCCAUGCACAACAAAUUUACUAACUGGUCUGGCAUUAAUCAGCAGCCACCAUCAACACUUAGUAAAAUUCACAGACCAACUGGACCGCACUUGACAAAGCUCAGCCCCAGUUACUGGCAAGAGCCAUCAGAAAAAACAGACAGGAGAGCACAAGAAAUUGAGAAGCUGAGGAAAGAACGUGAGCAGGUUUUAGCCUCUGUACAUAUGGAUCUGAGCCCUCAUCAGCUGACUGUUGAACUCACAGAGGCCAAGCUGCAUUAUGGCCAAGGGGAAACAGACACUCUGCUUAAAAUUCUCAAGUCUGGUUCUAAAAAGGCAUCUUCAGCCUGUAACAAACAGGAGCUCCUUAACAGGCACAGGAAGAGCAUUGAAAGUUUGAGAAAAGACAGAGAAGCCCGUCUUCAGAUGUGCCGUCGGGCUCGGAGCCUCAGUCCCAGUAAGCAUCGGAUCCCUAUAAAUUAUGAGGAGCAAUCUCAAAGAGUUUCAGACCUGCCAAGCAGACGCAGGGAAUAUCUGCAGCAGCUCAGACAAGAGAUUGUCGAAACCAGCAGAGUUCCUGAUUCACCAAGAAGGGAGGGUCAAUGUCCAUCUGACAUUGAGCUUCUAUUGCGUGACUACAGUCGAGCCCGUGAGGAGGCAAGAGCAGAGAUUGCACGUGCACGAGACCGACUCCGUGAGAGGACCGAACAGGAGAAGAGACGACUACAGCAGCAAGCUCUCUCACAGGCAGUGAAGGAUGACCUGCGGUUUCGCACACGCAUUAGUAACAGUACUUUAUGUAGUGGUUCGAACCUGAGUCUUUCCUCAGGGCCCACUUCAGGGUAUAACAGCAGCAAUGCUGCCUUACUUAAAGAUAUUACCUCACCAUUAAUACAGGUAAACGGAGUCUCAGAAUUCAAAGUAAGGACUCGACCUCCAGUGAUCCCGUUGCAGACUUCAAAAGCUCAGCGUAGAUGGCUUUCAGUCCAGGAUGUCAGCCUGGAGACAUCUGUGACUGGAUAUGAGUCCUCCUCCACUCCAUCAUCUCCUCCCUGUGCUCGACAGCGCACUCUCUCCUUUGGCUCUCCUUCAUCUAUAUCAACUUCAUAUCAGGAUAUCGCACACUGUACUCUUGCCAGUGCUAUUUCUGAAGUAUAUUUGGCCUCUGGCGGUGAUGCGAGGAAUCUGCUGGCUGGCAAGGCAGCUGCUGGUUGGAGGCAACAAGGUGUGGAGAGAGGCGUUCAAGUCUUUCACAAGGCUACUUCCAGACCCUCAGCUCAUGGGUUUCUUGGAGCAGUUGAGCUGGAGAGACCUUUGGCCAGUCUGUGGUCUAUAGUUCAAGAUCACUCAAAGACUCACCUGUACCACGAGUCUAUUAAAUCUGCCUGGACACGACCACUUGACAAAAGCACACAACUAGUCUAUCUUUUGACGGAUGUAUCCAACUGCCAGCUUAAACAGCCGCGGGACUUCUGCUGCCUCAGUACAGAAUCUAAACAGGAUGAUAUGUGGGUGCUGGCCAUGCAGUCUGUAUUUGAGGAGACACUGCCACGUCCCAGUGUGGAUACUAUUCGAGGUGAGAUUCUACCCAGCGCUUGGAUACUUCAACCCAGCCAGCGUAACGGUCGAGAGUUAGUCACUGUCAUCUACUUGUUACAAGUAGAUUUGGGAAGCCCGUCCUUGGCUCCUAGACUGCUGAAUACAGUGUCUAGAAAGCAAGCAGCAGUCAUAGCAGACCUCGAUUCUUUCUUCUCUUUAUGACCAAUCAGGUUACACAUGUAGCAACAAGCACUUACACUAAACCCCUGAAGGUUUUUGCUAAGAUUUGCACCUCAUGUUUUUGCUCUUUACUUGAUUCUUUUUCACAUAGCACUGAUGGUAUGAUUAUAUUGUGUAAUACAUUAUCUUGCCUUAUUUUAUUUUGUCUUUAUUGUUGUUAUUAGAUAACU
Messenger RNA from Sinocyclocheilus rhinocerous, 11381 nucleotides. RefSeq names its product stAR-related lipid transfer protein 9-like. The coding region runs from base 235 to 11193 and encodes 3652 amino acids. Gene Ontology annotation, biological process: microtubule-based movement. Gene Ontology annotation, molecular function: microtubule motor activity; lipid binding; ATP binding. The transcript has 33 exons. The record is from RefSeq and is a predicted model, not a curated record. NCBI's taxonomy places the organism in Eukaryota, Metazoa, Chordata, Actinopteri, Cypriniformes, Cyprinidae.